Molecule: messenger RNA, 4915 nt
Organism: Exaiptasia diaphana
Lineage: Eukaryota; Metazoa; Cnidaria; Anthozoa; Actiniaria; Aiptasiidae
Product: WASH complex subunit 2A
Biological process (GO): protein localization to endosome; retrograde transport, endosome to Golgi
Cellular component (GO): early endosome; WASH complex
Molecular function (GO): phosphatidylinositol phosphate binding; retromer complex binding
Source: RefSeq, a predicted model, not a curated record
CCAAAAUGGCGGCUCCUCCACCGCCAGCUCCACCACCACCACCUCCGAUAAUGAACGAUAUACCUCCACCACCAGCGCCUCCAACUCAAAGCCAACCUCCCAGUAGCUCAGAGCAACAGCCAAACAAUUCUACAACGACACCACAACCAAGUACAACAAACAACAACGGAGAAAAGGCUUGGGAAAGACCAUGGUCCAUCUCAGAAAUGCGGAAAGGAUCUUCCAAAUGGAAUCUUGCAGCAGACGCUGGGUUGCUGUUAUAUCUUCAACAAUUCUCUCAGAAAAUGGUAUCACAGACUCAUGAAAUAGAGAAGCAGGUUGAUGGCUUGGUCAGCAAUACUAAAGGGAUUUAUUCUAAAGUCCAGAACACAGUCAAUGAUUUCCUUAUGUUAUCAAACACUCAAUUUAUUGAAAAUCGUGUUUACGAAGAAGAUGUUGCUAAAGAUGGUGAAGAAGAAAAUGCAAAAAAGGAAGGACAAGAGCAAUCUAAGAAAUCAAGAGAGCAACAAGAGCAAGAAGUAAUUCCAAGAGUUGCUGAAGCUUUGAAACAUGGAAUCAGUGUGUUGAAUGAUGCAUUCAUCACUUUAGAAUUAAAAACAGAACAUGAUUCAGAUGAAGAUGAGGAUGAAAAUGUACAAACUAACUACAAUCCACAGCCAAUUCUAGAACCCAAGGACUUGUAUGGCCACCGACCACUUCCACACCUGAUUGGUACGGCUGACUUCUAUCGAGAUGAUCUGAUAGGACUAGGGGAGUCAGAGUCUGAAGAUGAAGCAGCAGAAGAAGAAGAAGGGGAAAAAUCAAGCGAAUCAGAGAGUGAAUCUGAGUCUUCUGCUUCUAGUGGUGAAGAAUCAGAAUCAGAGUCCUCAGCAAGUGAAAGUGAGAGCAGUGAAUCAGAUACAGAAAAGAUAAAGACUAAAAAAGCCAAGAAAAAGGAAAUUCAGUAUUCAAGUUCAGAAGAGGAAGAUGAUUUAUUCGGUGAAAAGAAAGUGAGAAAGGAUGAUGAAUCAGAUGAAGAAGAAGAAGACGAAGAGGAGGAAAAGACCCAGACUAGUGGUCCAAUGGGCUUUGCAGCAGAGUUAGCAGCAAAAAUAGGAGUAGCAUCCCCACAGCCCAAGGACAAUGAGGAAGAAGAACACGGAGGAUUUAGUGAUGAAGAAACAGAAACCAAAAUACCCAAAGCAGUGGAGAAGACAAGGGCAGAUAGUCGUGCAAGCACAGGGAGUAAGACUAAAGCAAAGAAAGAGAAGCAUCAUCACAAGAAAGGACGGUCAGGAACUAAAGAUAGUCAUGGUGGACAUAGAAAAAGACAUGAUAGUAAAACAGCCAGUGCUGUAGAAGAAGAUCUGUUUGCACAACCAACUGAGGGAGAUGAUGGAUUGUUUGGUUCAGAGGGAAGUCCAUUUACCAAGAAAGGAGGCUUAUUUAGUGGUGGUGGAGGUCUUUUUGAUGAUGAGUCUCAGGGUGGUGGUUUGUUUGGUGAUGACACAACCAGCACAAAAAAUGCCUCUGAUGAAGAGGAACAAAAAGAAGAAGAGACUAUCACAACAACUAAGCCAAGAGCUAGAAGCACUGCAAGUGGAAAAAAGCUGCCUGCAGGAGCUGUGUCUAUCUUUGGAGAUGGGUUUUUGUCUUCUUCUUUGACCAGUGAGACUUCAAUACCUGAUGAAAAGACUGCAAAGAAACCRUCCAAKCAGGAAGRAGGAGGUCUGUUUGAUGAAGAUGAAGAUGAYGGCUUGUUUGCUGAAUCAGACAAAAAAGUCAAAGCCGAGACAUCCAAACCAGUUAGUAAAAAGUCGUCCAAUGUUGGAGGUUUGUUUGGUGGUGAUGAAGAGGAGGAGGAAGAAGAAAAAGAUGGACUGUUUUCUGGUGCAUCACAACCUGUGCAAGCUCCACCUAAAAAGAAGAUACCAGCUGGUGCAGUUUCCAUAUUUGGCAAUCAAUCUCCUCUAGGAAAGCCUGCUGCAGAGAGAAAAGAAACCAAACSMAAAACAGGAGGUGGUUUGUUUAGUGAUGAUGAUGGUGAUGAAUCGGGUGGUCUGUUUGAAUCAAAUGCUGCACCUAAGCCACAAACCACUAAAACAGAGUCCAGACCCAAGAGUAAAACUACCAUAAGUCURUUUGAUGAUGAUGAACAAGAUGAUGACUUCUUUGCACCACCUACACCUAAACCAACCAGUGACRCUACUAAAAAMAYAACUAAUAAUGGAGUUACUGAAGAGAAAAACAAACCCAAAACGACCAAGUCAUCAGGGUUAUUUGAUGAUGAUGAAGAUGACCUUUUUGAUUCACCUGCACCUACUCGCAAAGCAACAAGUAAUGCCACCCCAGACCAACAAAAAACCUAGUUUGUUUAGCGAUGGUGAAGAUGAUUUGUUUGGAACUUCACCUUUAGAAAAACCCAAACCUGAAGAACCCAAAGCAAAGCCAAAAUCAGUCAGCAAAACAAAGACUGUAGCAUCCAAACCAAGCUUGUUCAGUGAUGAAGAAGAAGAUCUCUUUAGUGGUCAGCCUGCAUCAAAGRCUGAUGACAAGAAGGAGGUGGUUGAGGAUAACAAGAAGUUUAAAAAGCCUGUUGGUGGUGUAUCUAUGUUUGGUGGUGUUGAUCUCUUUGCAGGCAAAAAACCUUCAUUUACUGAAGCAGAUGUCAAAGAYACUGAGACAAAACAAGAAAAGAAAGAAGAUAAACCAUCAGCUCCUCUGAGUGUAGAUGACAGCGAUGAUGAUGAUUUCUUUGGUAAACCAAAACCCCCUCCAUUAUCAACAUCUCCAGCAGCGUCCCCAGCAUUACCCUCACAACCCGUGAAACUACAGACUGGGCCAAGUUUGUUCAGUGAUGGAGAUGAUGAACCAAGGGAGUCAUCUGGUCCACCUCCAUCAAAAUCCAAAGCUGCACCAAGYCUAUUUAGUGAUGAUGAUGAAGAUUUAUUCUCAGUAGCUCCAAAGGCUCCAGUCAGCAAGAAAGAGGAAACCAACAAAACARACAAUGAACGACCUAAGAAACCUGUUGGUGCUGUGUCUAUGUUUGGUGGAGUGGAUUUGUUUGGAGGAGGUGCUCUAUCAAAAUCUGUUGAAAAGAAAACUGAAGAACCACCUACRAAGAAAGAUCCACUUGGCAUGUUUGAUGACACAGAAGAAGAUGAUCURUUUGGAAGUAAACCAGACAAGGUAACUCCACCUGUUCCUUUACCAAAAGCCKCACCAAGCAAAGAUACUGCCAGCCCUGUAUCGUCAGCAAAGUCUGGUUCAGGUAUUGCAAGACUGCAGAAGUCAUUGGCCUUUAAUCCAGCCAUGCUUAGGCCUGGUGGUCCACCGCCAAGAAAGGAGACUUCAGAAAAGGCAUCAUUUGAUGAACCACCAGUAGCUAAAACACUAGAGACGGUUUCCAAGGAACGUGCCAAGGUACAAGUAAAACGUCGACCUCCAACAAGACAAGCCCGACGUGCYGCCGCAACAGCAAGCGCCAGCGAUGAAACUCUAUUCGGGUCAGCGCUCGGUGGUGAAUCAAAACCAGUUCUCCCUCGGCCAGAGCCUACUUCAAUGGAUGAUAGUUAUGUCACUAAAAUUCAAGUGGACUCGUUACCAGACCUUCCCGGUAUUGAUGAAGUCCAACGUAAAGGAACUAAGGAUUCAGAUAUGAGCGAUGAGUUCUUUGGAUUUGCGAGCUCAAAAUCUACGAAAUCAGAACCRYCAUCGAAGUCUUCUGUUCAUGAUCCACUAUUUACUACAGAGAAAGAGUCCAARAAUUUUGAUGAUUUAUUUGGACCUCUAGGAGGAACCCCCAGUAAACCGACCAAUGACAAUAUAAGUACGAAGCCAAUUAGUAAAACUAAUAAUGAUUUUGACUUAUUUGGAGAGAAUGAUUCUAAACAAACCACAACCGGGCCAAAAAGCAUAAAAACAAAAAGUACAGACAAAUCUACAAAUGAAAAACCCAAACUGGGAAAAUCAGGAAUAUUUGAUGAAGACAGAGAUUUGUUUAGCUCGACGGAAAAGAAGAAAGAGAAAAAUGUUGAAGAGGACUUGUUUUCUACAAAAACUAAGAAAGAAGAAACAAACCCAGAAAAKGAAAAUGUUCAGCAAGAUAAAGACAGCAAAAAGACCUCUAUAUUUGAUGCCAAUGAUGACAUUUUUUCCUCAUCUUUGGCAACAUCAGUGAAGAAACCUGAAAAUAAAAAAGUGUCAUCUGAAGUUGAUGAUGAUUUGUUUGGUGCAAAGAAAACUCAACAGAAGAAAGAGGAGAGUAAAGUAAAGCCUUCGAUGAUGAUGAUGAUCUCUUUAAAGCAUCCAGUAAACCAAAGAAAACAGUGAAGUCACUCGGCGAUGAUGACCUGUUCGGGGAUUCGGGGAAUAUUUUUGACGAUGUUCCAAGUAAACCGAAAGAAAAGAAGAAAAAGAAAAAAGCAGCUGCAGCAGCUGGAGAGUCGAUAUUUGACGAUACUCCAACAGAGAAGACAACAACCAAGAAAACUAAAACAAAAAAGAAAACCGGMGACAAGAAACCCGCAAAAACAACUUCUAUAUUUGACGACGACGCUCCUAACAUAUUCGACGAUCCUCUGAACGCUACAGCAAACAAAUAAUGACUUYUAAACAAUGCAGUCUUUAGCACGCGCUUCUGGUAACGUUUAUGAAACUAAUUUUUAUAGAUUCGUUGUCCGCUUCAUCCAACCAACCCCACACCACCCCCCACCCGCCCAACCCCCUCCAAAUUCAACAUCUCCUUAUACAGAACAUUGAGGUAUUUUUAGACAAAUUUGUACAUUGCACCAUGCCCCUAGAAUUUAUAUAUUAUAUAUAUAUAUGAUUUGAAAUGAAAUGAUGAUAAUUAAAUAUCAAUUUUGUAAAGAAUUCCUAAUAAAAAUAUACAGUGACCGUGACUAAAACUGGAUGGUUUUAUGCCACGUUCUUGUAA